AUGUCCUCUCCCCAGAGUUACGACACGGCUACUGCUGUUCCUGGAGCAGAGGACCAGCAGCAAACAACGCAGCAGCCGCAAUCUCCGCCCAAGUCGCCAUCUUCAACCGACAAGCGUGCUCUCGCCGCUGCGGCUGCCGCUCGCUUACACCGUCCCAUUAUGCCAACGUUACCAGAAUCGCGGCCGCAGACGUUUGACGAGAUCUAUGGGCCACCAGAGAACUUCCUCGAAAUUGAAGUGCGCAACCCACAGACGCAUGGCGUUGGUCGGCACAUGUACACCGACUACGAAAUCGUCUGUCGCACAAAUAUCCCAGCCUUUAAGCUGCGCCAGUCAUCAGUGCGGCGACGGUACUCGGAUUUUGAAUACUUCCGCGAUAUUCUGGAACGCGAGAGCGCUCGUGUGACUAUCCCUCCACUUCCCGGCAAAGUGUUUACCAACCGUUUCAGUGACGAGGUCAUCGAGAAUCGGAGAGCGGGGUUGGAGAAGUUCCUCAAGAUCGUUGUUGGACACCCCCUGCUGCAGACGGGGAGCAAGGUAUUGGCUGCUUUUGUGCAGGACCCGAACUGGGACCGCAACGCUUGGUAA
This is a messenger RNA of Thermochaetoides thermophila DSM 1495, 588 nucleotides long. RefSeq lists its product as uncharacterized. Gene Ontology annotation, biological process: late endosome to Golgi transport; endocytic recycling. Bases 1 to 588 code for a protein of 195 amino acids. Lineage: Eukaryota; Fungi; Ascomycota; Sordariomycetes; Sordariales; Chaetomiaceae. The record is from RefSeq and is a predicted model, not a curated record. Gene Ontology annotation, cellular component: early endosome membrane; retromer complex. Gene Ontology annotation, molecular function: phosphatidylinositol-3-phosphate binding. The transcript is spliced from 3 exons.